AUGCUUAGCUACUACACAUUACCUUCUGACUCGUAUGUCAACUCAAGGGAUUCAUUCAGAAGUUCACGUUACUCCAGUAGAUCUAGAAAUGCACCUGUUAGAGUCUACUGUGCCUCCGAGGUUCCUGUUAGAUACGUCUAUGACUCUGAGUUAACUGACUACGAUAUUGGUCUUAGAAGAGAAAGGGAAUACCGUAGACUUCAAAGACAUUAUGAAGCCGAAAGAAAAAGAGCAUAUGCUAGAGAGGCUCAAAGGCAACGGGAGUAUGCCAUUGCUGAAUUUCAAAGAAACUUGCUUGCUCAAGAAGAAGCUGAAAGACGGCGUGAAUAUGCUAGACAAUUGAGCAUACACAGACAGCGUGAAGUCGCUAUGUAUUUGCAACAGAGAGAAGUUGAAAGAGAAGCACAAAUUCAAGCUGAAAUUCAAGCAUAUGUGUUACAUCAAAGAGAUGUAGAAAGACAAAAGGAAGUUGAAAGACAAAAGGAAGUUGAAAGACAAAAGCUUGCCAGACAAAGAGAAGCUGCAAGACAAAGAGAAGUUGCGAAAAGAAGUGAAACUGAACAAAGACAUCUUGCUAGACAAAGGGAGAUUGCUAGGCAGUUUGAAGCCGAAGUUCAUGCUGGUGUUUUGAGACAGAUUGCUUCUGAAGCUGCUAAAAAGGAGGCUGCUAGAAACGAAGCCGAGAGAAAGGCUGCUGGUGCUGGUGCUGCUGAAGGAAAUGACAGCAAGAAAGCAUUUAUCCGUCAUGUUAACUCUGUAACCAAAGUUGAUCAAUUUGAAACUCCUCUGACUUAUGAGAUUCGGGUUCAUAAGCCAUACGGUUCAUUCCAAUCUUACGAGCUUCGUAUGGCUAAAGAAGAAGACUCUUAUGUUUUGAAGGUAUACUCUAAUUCCGACGAUUUUGAGAAGUCUUUUGGAUAUGACUCUAAAACUGUUGAUGGGGAAUCUGUUGCGUACGAGCUCAACAGGGAAGAGGGGGUUUUAAAAGUUAGUAUCCCAAAGAAGACUAUUGAUGAAGCCGAGAAAGAAGAUGGAAAACUUGUCGAUGCUUCUGAAAGCAAAGAGACCGGUGAAGAAACUGCUCAGGAAGAAAAUAAUGUUGAAGCUCAGAAGGAUGAACCCUCACCUGAACAAGAGGAAGAGAAGGUUAUUCCUGAAUGGUUUUCAGAUGUAGAGGCUGCACACUCCGACGUUUCUACACCUAGUGACAGCGAAGCAGAAUCUGACGAUGAAUCUACCAAGUCAAAUUUGUCAAAAACCAUCCUGCCUUCAAUAGAAGAAGUAGAAGACGAAGAAUUUGUACUUUUACGUAAAGAAGCUGAAGAGGCAAAGCAAUUGAAUGAAUAA
Molecule: messenger RNA, 1347 nt
Organism: Lizanozyma spartinae
Lineage: Eukaryota; Fungi; Ascomycota; Pichiomycetes; Serinales; Debaryomycetaceae
Exons: 1
Coding region: 1-1347 (448 amino acids)
Source: RefSeq, a predicted model, not a curated record